Mesocestoides corti is the source of this 1323-nucleotide messenger RNA. The record is from the annotation of a GenBank genome assembly. NCBI's taxonomy places the organism in Eukaryota, Metazoa, Platyhelminthes, Cestoda, Cyclophyllidea, Mesocestoididae.
AUGAAUGAGUGUUCAAGCGAAAUAAAAAAUCACCUGAACGACUCACCCGCUGUUUUCGUCGGCUGGCUUGAAUCUCAUGGUCUCGACGCCAGCACCUGUCGUCUGUUUGAAGAUCACAUGAUCGACGGGUUCACCUUCGCUCUGCUUAAUGAAGGCGAUCUUCGUAAAAUGGGCAUCACCCGGAUGGGCAUUCUCAAGAAACUCCUCUUCCUAAUUGAGUUGUGUUGCUCCCGUACUCACCAGGGCCACGGCCUCGGCCUCGAAAGCCGAUAUCUCCACCGUUUUUCCACCUCAAGCACUGACUCCAGCUCUGAAUCAUCCCUCACCUACUCCCCUAAACGCGUCAGGACUCUCCACACCACUCCCAUUUGCGAAUCAAGCCCUAAAAUCUGGAAAGUCGCUCUAAGUGGGGUCUAUGCCUUCCUCUCCCUGGGACUCACCUCCUUUGUCAUGGUCCUUGCGCACGAACGUCUUCCUGAGAUAUCGAAGUAUCCACCGCUGCCCGAUAUUCUACUCGACAACCUACCGUAUAUUCCAUGGGCGUUUGAGGCCGCCGAGUUGAUCGCGCUUAUGCUGUGCCUUAUUUGGAUCGCGGUUCUCAUUUUUCACAAGCAUCGUCUAAUUCUGUUGCGGCGUUACUGCUCCCUUCUUGGAACGAUUUUUUUACUGCGUUCUGUAACAAUGAUUAUCACCUCGCUGAGUGUGCCUGGAAAACACCUACUGACCGAGUGUCGUCCCUUCAAAAAAUUUACGAAUAUUUCACCUCUUAUGAUUGGUCAACCUGGGGUGUAUGGUUGGGUUUUGUUGCCUUUCUUAGGCAUGACGCUGCGGGGCGUGCGAACCUGCGGCGACUACAUGUUCAGCGGGCAUACCACGGUGAUAACCAUGCUUAACUUCUUCAUCACCGAAUACACGCCUUCCAGCUUCUAUCGCCUCCACAACUUCACCUGGGUUCUCAACGUGUUCGGAGCCUUCUUCAUCCUCGCUGCACAUGAGCACUACUCAAUUGAUGUUUUUGUAGCCGUGUACAUCACCUCUCGACUCUUCCUCUACUACCACUGGCAGGCAAACAACCACUACUUGCUUCGUCGAGACAAGAAACGAGCUCAAAUCUGGUUCCCGCUUCUGUCCUUCUUCGAGUCUGAUGUUCGUGGAGUGGUCCCUCACGAGUUCACGAAUCCUCUACGUGAUGCGGCCUACCUUUGGAAGAAGUGCCGCUUACGGUGUAUCCUGACCCCGCUAGCUGAAGUCUCACUUUUAUUCACUGCCAACGCGGCCCCCUCUACCUCCCCUACUUCUCCUCAACAAGAGAAGGCAGAAUAG